AUGGACGACGACAAAUGGGACGCAUUGGUUUCAGCCGGCCGCCGUGACUUCAAGGAAAUGAUGAACUAUCUCCUCGGCGACGAGAAGCCUAUCUCGGGUCAAGCUCCGGCAGAUGCUGCACAGCAGCAACGUCCCGCCCCCACUACAGCGGCUGAAGCACGUCAACAAGCUGCACAGAACCGUCGCCAGGGUCGUGAAGCAGCGCGUUCCGCCAGGGGUUUAGGGACCACAUCACGUGCGCGUGGGCGUGGGGCGGGUGACGCGAGCGGGCCGGGAGCCACACCUCCCGAACCAGGGCAUGCACCUACCGCAGGCAGUUCUGCCCCGACGGCUCCGCCGCCUGACCCCCCAGCCACAAACGAGCCGCCCAGUCGUCCCUCGGGCUCGACUCCUGCUGCUUCACGUCCAUUCGACUAUAAUCGCAUCCUGCGACGCGUAAGGACAGGUUACAUCCCCAGCAGCAUCCGGACGGACCCGCCACGUGCAACAGCAUCAAGCGGAAACUCGGGCCAGGGGGGAGACGAGCAUGCUGGGGGAAAUACCUGCCAGGCACUGGUCGUUGUCAGUCUGGAUCACCCGUGGCCGGAUGUCGGUAGUGGCAACCCCCGUGUGAGGGUUGAAGCCGACUUUGAGGAGGACGAAGUGGAGGAGGCGGAUGCAGAGGAGGCAGAGGCAGAUGCUGCGGCUGACCCAGCUGCAACAGAAGGGAACCAGGCGGGGGCAGACGAGAACGCCGAUGAUGACACGGCUGAGGCCGGUGUCGCGAAUGGGGAGCACACUGCACGCGUGAGGACAGGGUUUAGGCAGAACAAGCGGGGUACGAGGAAGAAGCUGGGCAUCAACCUCGUCCACUGGACUCGCAUUAAGGCCCCAACCCGUCGCUUUGGGAUCUUUACGAGCAACGCCGCAGAGCAGGUCAACAGCUCAAUCGUGCCCAUUCGUCGCUUGCCGAGAACUGCUCUACUCACCGAAGCUGCAGAGGAGCGGAUGGUAGACAAGGAGACCCGGGCGGAGGGGUAUGAGCUAUUGGGCGGGGAUCUUGAGGAAGGAACCAUCCAGACCAGGGACACCGACGAUCCCAAGGAAUGGAGGUCCUUCAACGUCAACAUCAACAGCGAAGUGAGGACAUGCGACUGCUCGAACUGGGACCAGUACCAGUUUCCUGCUCCCAUGCCGUGGCCUUUGCUCUGA
This is a messenger RNA of Closterium sp. NIES-65, 1191 nucleotides long. NCBI's taxonomy places the organism in Eukaryota, Viridiplantae, Streptophyta, Zygnematophyceae, Desmidiales, Closteriaceae. The record is from the annotation of a GenBank genome assembly.